Messenger RNA from Sphenostylis stenocarpa, 2268 nucleotides. NCBI's taxonomy places the organism in Eukaryota, Viridiplantae, Streptophyta, Magnoliopsida, Fabales, Fabaceae. The record is from the annotation of a GenBank genome assembly.
AUGGCAAAAGAAGGAAGAGACAUUGAUGAAGUAAACGACGCACUCGAUCGUACGGGUGAAGAAGAAGAGGAGGAAGAAAAUGCACCACAGGAGGAAGAUGACAAUGACAUGGAAGAAGAGGAGGAGUAUACUUUUAGGUUCGAAAACGGGAUGAAUCCUUUGGACUUUGUCGAUAACAUUGACGAUUCUGGCCUUCAACCCUACCAGCGAUUCGAGCGUCUUGAACAGGAAGCUCUCGCUGAUAAAAAGCGGAAAGCAACUGAACAAUGCCACAGCGAAGAACCACCUUCUAAGAUGUCUAGGGAAAGUGAUAUUUCCGGGGCAAAGAUAGCUGAGAUAAUGGAAGCAAUGAAUUAUGGUGGUGUGCGCAAGAGAUCAAGAAAGCAUAAAAAGAGAGGCAGGCGGAAAGGUUCAAAGAAUAAAAUGGAUCCUAAGAUAACACGGAUGCUGGGUGAUGCCACACUUCACUAUGCAUGUGGUCAUUAUGACAAGGCUAAAGCUGUGUUGCUUGAAGUUGUUAAGCUGGCACCGAAUUUGCCAGAUGCAUAUCACACCCUUGGACUUGUCUGUAGUUCACUCCAGGAUUAUAAGAGAGCUAUGAGUUUUUACCUGAUUGCUGCUCAUUUGACUCCAAAAGAUUCAUCUCUUUGGAAAAGGAUUUUUACCUGGUCCAUAGAACAAGGAUAUAUUGAUCAAGCCCGUCAUUGUCUUUUGAGAGCAAUAACAGCAGAUCCCAAAGAUGUUACUCUUAGAGGUCUACUUGCAAGGCUUUAUGUGGAACUUGGAGAUUAUCAAAAGGCUGCUGUGACAUAUGAGCAAGUACAUCAACUCUGUUAUGGGAAUGUUGAUCCACUGAAAACAGCAGCUAAGUUAUACAAAAGAUGUGGUCAAGUUGAAUACUCUGUUCGAAUUCUUGAAGACUAUAUUAAGAGUCAACCUGGCGGAGCUAAUGCAAGUGUAGUUGAUCUGCUGGGUAGCAUAUUGAUGGAAACUAAGGCACAUGAUCGAGCGCUGCAGUAUAUUGAACAUGCUCAAGCUGUAAAUGCAUGGAAAGAAUUGCCAUUGAAUUUGAAAAUUAAGGCUGGAAUUUGUCAUGCUCAUCUUGGGAAAAUAGAUAUGGCUCAGGAUCUCUUUGAUGAUUUGAAACCAGAGAAUGCAAGCGAGCAUAUUGAUUUGGUUUAUGAGGUUGCUGACUCGUUAAUGGGUCUUGAACACUAUAACCCUGCAUUGAAUUAUUAUUUAAUGUUGGAAGGAAAUAUUGGAAACGAAAAUGUUAAUGUCCCACUCUCCAUCCACAAGUUGGAUAAUAGUAACUAUGACACUGGGGCCUUUGAUAUUAGGAACUUGCAAAGGAAAAAAUUAUGUCAACUAGCUUACCUAGAGGCAACCCUUAUUGAUGAAAACGAGGGUCCUCGUUGGUCCAAAGUUGAUACAAAUAUUCCCUUUAUUGGAGCGUUUGAAACCUUCCUUGAGUUAUUAGAUGAUCUAGUCCUGGAGGGAUCUUUAUCUAAAGCCCUUGAAAUACUACAAGAUGAUGUUGAUGCACGUAUAACUCUAUCUUCUCUUCUGCUUGAAGAGGGAAAAGAAGAUGAAGCAAUUUCCUUGCUGUCUCCUCCAAAAGAUUCUGACUCAGGAGAAGCACAUUCUGAAAAGUCAAAUAGAUGGUGGGUUGAUAUAAGAAUAAAGCUGAAGCUCUGCAACAUUUAUUGGAAUAGAGGGACACUUGGUGAUUUUGUGGAAAUAAUUUUCCCUUUGAUUCGUGAAUCAUUAUAUGUUGCAACUCUUCGACAGAAGGGUAAAUCAAAACGGCGACUCACCAAAAGAGAUCUGAUUGAAAGGGUUAGGAUAUUGGAUGGUCCGGAAAAGGAUAAUGUAUUUCGAGGAUUCAGGCCAGUAGCUGCACCAUCUGAUCGCUCCUAUGCCGCAGAUGGAUUUAGGUUGAAAGCUUCCAGGGCAAAAAAGUUGCUUCAGAAGAUGGCAAUUGAAAAGGAGAAAAGAAAAGCUGAGGCACUGGCCUCCGGAAUUGACUGGCUAAGUGAUGAUUCAGAUGAUGAGCCUCAGAAAGAAAACAGAGAACCUCCCUUGUGCAAUCUUCUUAAAGAUGAAGAACAUCACCAGCUAAUAAUCGAUUUGUGCAAAGCAUUAGCAUCCUUGCAAAGGUAUUGGGAAGCACUGGAGAUUAUUAAUCUCUCUCUAAGAUUGGCCAGCACAUCUCUGUCUACUGACAAGAAAGAAGAGCUUCGAUCUCUUGGAGCUCGUAAGUUGUGA